Messenger RNA from Cladophialophora bantiana CBS 173.52, 2040 nucleotides. RefSeq lists its product as uncharacterized. The coding region runs from base 1 to 2040 and encodes 679 amino acids. The transcript has 6 exons. Lineage: Eukaryota; Fungi; Ascomycota; Eurotiomycetes; Chaetothyriales; Herpotrichiellaceae. The record is from RefSeq and is a predicted model, not a curated record.
AUGUUCUCGAACGAAUUACUACGAUCCAUGUUCUCCGCAGGUGGUGACCGACCUCUACAGCGCGACGGCGAAAGCCCUUCGAUAACUGCCGUGUCGCGUCCGGAUAUUUCGCAAAGUACUACCGUGUCUCCUUGCCACUUUACGAAUCUCUUCGGCAGGGUACCAGGAUUCGACUGGCCGGGACAGAAGCCGGUCAAUUACGAAGCUCUCUCCUAUGUAUGGGCUUCGGCGGAUGAGUACGAUGCCGAAGAGAAGGAGGAGUUUGCAGCAGUGUGCGAUGUCGUCAACCACUGGUUAGGCAACGUGCCGACCUGCCAGCGAGCCAGCUUCAGUGUUGUGUCAGAUACAGGCAAGUCGCAAAUAUUCAAAGCCAGUGGAACGGAGUAUGAGGCCUGGAGUGUUGAAGCAUCAGAGCAAACAUGGAUGAAACGAGAGUCUACCGUCCCUGGAAUUCAGGACUCGGUUAGACGAGCGAUAGACACCGAGCUAGACCCAAUCGCUCACCCGGGUCAGCAAACAAAGGCAUUCUGGAAGGUGAUCUCGAGAUUCUUCAAUAGAGAGUGGUUUUGGCGGCUCUGGGCUUUCCAGGAGAUCGUUCUCCCGAAGACUGCGGUGGCAAAGUUGGGCUCUGUGGAGAUGUCAAGCCUCAGAAUUGGCGGGAUACAUAACGCUUGCUUGAUGUUCCGCUUGUCACGUCAGAGUGAUCUCCCACCCAUCAAACUGGACUUCUUGCGACUACUACGACUUACACGACAGUUUAAAGUUACCGACGUACGUGACAGGGUCUAUGGACUCGUGGGUAUCGGUACCCUCGAUAAUGACCCCGAAAAGGGCAAGCUCUUCAUGAAGCCCGAUUAUCAAGUCACCACACCUGAAUUAUGGAGAAAAGUGGCGGUCAACAUUUUGGCAGCUACCAACAACUUGACACUGCUUUCCUGUGUCCAGUCUCGCACUGAACUACAAUCUCCGCAUGGGCCCAUGAUGAGUCCUUUGAACGCCGCGAACGGCUUCCCUCGACACCAUGGCGCUUCGCCGACAGCUGGCAGCUUACUAGUACAAGGCACCAAAGCUGGAGUAAUCGGCUACGGCUCGGAACUAAUGUUGGACAGCCCUGAUUUGAGCCUGCUCACCUCCGCUGGUCUGCAUCAGGUUUUCGAAACCGAUAGUGGUCAUUGCCUAUUCGCUUCGACAUUGACAGCGGGCAUGAAUCUCUAUGGGUCCCAGGCACAUAGCAACCGCAGUUGCGGCGCCGACUUCACCGCCUAUCUCCAUCGCCUGGAUCGCUUCAAGGACUGGAAUCCCAUGAAUCUCAGUGAUACGGGCGUUACGAGAGAAGCACCGGGAUUCGCCGAGAUGGCACUGCGAGUGCCCCGGGACAGGAGAUUGUUUUUACCACUGAACGGCUACAUGGGUCUCGGCCCCGAAAAUGUGUGUGAAGGUGAUGUCGUAUGCAUUCUUGGAGGGGACAUGCCUUUUCUUCUCCGACCAGUUAAGGCAGUCGAAUGUGCCGACUCUCCAAAGAGGACCUCCGAUCGGUUUAUCAUCGAACCAGACUCAGACUCGAGCUGCGAAGACCAGGAAACCACCACGGCAACCUACCGCUUGGUUGGCGAAUGCUACGUGGAAAGACUGAUGAAAGGCGAAGUCAUUAAGUCCCUUAGCCACAGGAGAGAGUCUGCAAGGGCCGCUCCCGCCGGAUCUCAUCUUGGAGACGAUUCUCGGACAAUGGCGCUUUGCAAAGGAGCGCGUGGAGGAGGCACAAAGGGAACUGAGAAGCGUUGGGACUCAGCAGCCGGAGAAGACGUGGUUCGAUAUAAGAUGAAAGCUUUCCGGUCAUGGAUGCGCAGAAGUGCAGACGGAAGACGUUCAAAAGGAAACUGGAUUGUUCACAUUUGCCACCGCGCCUCGGUGGACCAGCCCCGGUCGCCUGGACCAACUACCGCCGGCACAGAGCGGGAGAAGCCGCUAUCAACAUCCAAGAAUACGAGUACAACAAGCAAUAUGGCGGAGGUGUGGGGGAGGUUCGAAUGUGGGAGGUAA